GUUGACGUAUUUGUGCCUUUCGUACAAUCGACAAGCACGUAAACCAUUUAAUCGAGACAGUCAUCAUGAUAUCAAGCAGUUAUAUCCUUUUACGCGAUAACUUUAUUAAUAAAUGAGUAUUCAAUACGAGAUGGAGGGUUUCCUACAUCAUAUGGCGCCGCAGUUCCUGCACCCUGCCUUGCAAAGCUUUGGAUGUGGUGCAUUUCGGCCCAUCGGUGGUGCUUUUCAUCCCCUCUACCCUGGUAAAGCAUUCGCCAGACACCUAGGAGAACAGUACGCGCUUGGACAAAGCGUUGGACAGGCCCUCAGGAAUGUUCGUGAUGACACCAACACGCCACCGCUAUAUCGGCACAGCUAUGCCGUACGAGACGACACCAGUUCACCUGGAUCUGCAGCCUCAGCAUCUCCCAGACCUUGCAAGGAUGAUGAGACGACACAUGCUACUCCCUGCUCUGAUUCCCAUGACUUAUUUUCACCGGACGGUGAACGAAAGUCAUCUUGUGGAGUUUGCGGCACCAGGCUUGGUCCCGGAGUUGCUCAGGCCCACUUUUUACAAGAGCUGCAGCAUCUUUAUAGCUUAACAGCUUUACCUAGGGAUGUGUCCGCACCUCCUACUCACUCGCUUCACCAUCAAGAUGAAGAUGCUCGUUGGGAGACAUAUCAACGAAUCCGUGCAAACCGCCAGCGGCGUCUCAAACUGCGUACGCGCAAGCGUCACCACACAGUGGAAAGUAUGUUAGGCUAUGAUUUAGAAGAUGAGCGGCGAGAGGAAAGACCGCGUGAGACGAGGUCCUAUGAUGCUGAAGAUGAACCUGUAGACGUUGAGGGUGACUCCCUGGGAUGGCCAGAAGCGGCGAUCAAUAUUGACGAUAAAGAACAGCGUGGCGAUAACGAAAAGCUACAUUUGAACUAUUCGGAGGAUUUAGAAAUAUCGAGUACUAAUGACGCGAUGCAGUCGCCUGAACGAGUGAGUUCUGUACCACGAAUGGAAACUCCAAAACCGUUAUCUCUUGAAUGCACAAAAGUUGAAACAGCCGAGCGACCCGCCGAGGUGACAACUACUGAGUGGGCCAGUGGAGCUCCGCCGGAAAACUGGCCAACUUUGACCGAAGCUUAUGUGCAUGCUCGUCACAAAUUGGAAGGCGAGAUGCCUUCUUCUACCGAUUCACGUAACUAAACACUUCACUGGCUCGUUCUCGUGUAUGCGAUUAAUAAUUUCCUAUAUAAUACGUAGCUCAUUGUAAACAUCGAUCAAAUAUCUUAUUACAUUAAAUCUGGGGUUAUGAUUGAAAGUCGAGCACAAAACAUAACAAAAAAUUAAGUAUGAUUUCAGAUAUCAUACUUAGCGCGAAGUCUUGACUCUCAUGAAUUGUUUAAAAUGGAAAACUAUUCAUAUGUAUGCACACGAGAAUGAAUCCUGGUCAAUUAAAUAUCGCCUCAAUGGAGUAAUAUUAUUUAACUUUUUUACUCAUAGCUUAAUGUGGCAUGUUCCCAUUAUCAUUAUUCGAAUUAUUAUCGGCUAAGCUGUGAGUAAUAAUCGUAGUUAUAGCCAAAGAACUCUACAUUACACUAUGGCUAAUCUCCUUUGUAUAGUCUCAUUUUCGCUGUAUUAAUAAAACAGGAUUUGUUGCUGU
This is a messenger RNA of Pieris brassicae (large cabbage white), 1634 nucleotides long. It is a transcript of the gene tey, whose product is annotated as protein Teyrha-meyrha. Lineage: Eukaryota; Metazoa; Arthropoda; Insecta; Lepidoptera; Pieridae. The coding region runs from base 113 to 1177 and encodes 354 amino acids. The record is from RefSeq and is a predicted model, not a curated record. The transcript has 8 exons.